Molecule: messenger RNA, 2703 nt
Organism: Heterostelium album PN500
Lineage: Eukaryota; Evosea; Eumycetozoa; Acytosteliales; Acytosteliaceae
Exons: 3
Coding region: 1-2703 (900 amino acids)
Source: RefSeq, a predicted model, not a curated record
AUGAGUAUUUUACAAAAGAUUAAGAAUACUAUUUCUGGUGGACCAUCGAAAUCCGAUGUCAAUUUCGAGAAUACCAGAAAGGAAUUCAAAUAUGUUUCGGAAUAUGUAUUUGCCAUUCACACAUCUUUGCAGAAGCGUGUCAAAAACUUGAAAAAAACUUUCUUACAUAUUGAUUGUGUUGGUAAAACAAUUACAAAGUAUUACCACAAUGAUCAUCCACUUGCUGCAAAUUGUAUUGAAACCAAUAAAUUGAUUGAAAAUUCAUUUAAUAAUUGGAAUGAUUCAAAUCAACAAAAUUAUGAAACAAUCGGUAGAACUGUUGCAAGAAUUAAAUCGAUAAAGGAUUCGAUUUCUACACGUGACCAAUAUCUUAUGGAUCUGGAGAAUUCCGAUUCCAAACUUAAAUCGCUGCGUGAGAAGCCACCAAAGGAUCCAUCAAAGUUGCCCGCCGAAGAGAACAAUAACAAAUUGAAGAAGCAAUCUUACCAACAAAAGAACACCAGCGUUAUGCAAGAGAUAUUCCAAUUCUUUGAGGAGAAGAACGAUAUUUUCGAUUUGCCAUUGAUGCAAAUUCAAGAGUCACUCUCUAAUCUCUUCCAAAACAUUCAUAACAAUCUCUUUGAGUGUUCCGAAGUACUCCAGAAACCACCACCCAAAAACAAUCCAGUCUCUAACUAUAUGUCUGGUAUCCAAACAAACUCAACUCUUGAAGUUGAUGACUAUUCACCACCACCUUCUUCCUCUUCCUAUGGCAACAAUGCAUAUCAACCAAAUUCAACACCAAUGCAAUCUCCUGGAAACGCUCAACCAACUCCAUCACAAAAGAGAAUAUCUCCCCCACCUCAACAACCACCACAGCAACAACAACAACAACAACAAUUAAUGUCACCACCAACUCUCUCAGGACCACCUGUUGAUCUUGUCAAACCAUAUGAACCAUUCACCAAAAAGAAACUAUUGGUUCAUAACGAAGUAUUAUUCCCAGGACAUCAAUCGCCAGCACCACCACAGCAACAGACAUAUAACCAAGCUCCAUCACCAACACAACCACAACCUGUAACACUAAAGUCGGCACCCAAGAGUAAUAGUUUCAAUAACUCUGUGACAUCUUCUCAGCAAUCAUUCCAACAACAACCAGCACAACCACAAUCUGUUCCACUAAAGGCUGCACCCAAGAGCAAUAGUUUCAACAAUUCAACUCCUCAGCCAGCAUUACAUACUCCAAUCGCACCGAAUCCCAACACUAAUCAGGUUGCAAAGAGUGGAAGUUAUCUUAAAUCAAACCCAAAUUCUCAACCACCUGUACAAUCAAAUUCAUCAGCACCACCUCCAGUACAACAACAACAAUCAGGUGGUGUAUUACCAUCACAAAUCAAUAAGAAUGCAAUUAAACCAAUCUCUAUGGGAAUUGUUACAAAGCCUGCUGCAUCACAACAACAACCACCAGUUCAACAACAACAACAACAAUCUCAACCUAGUAUGCCACCAGCCAGUAGACCAAAGAGUGUAAUUCAACAACAACCACCACCACAGUUACAAAGACAACCAUCAGUUCCACAACAACCAACAGCCACUAAACCAUCAGUUAAUCUAAAUUCUCUUGCUGCUUCAGGUAGCAGAUCCAACAGCAAAUCCAACUUGUUGCCAUCCGCCAACUUUGCGAAACACCGUGAACUCUUUGGACCACACAAAAAAUUCAAACUCAAUCCAACAUUCACUCGUUCGGUCAUUGGAACCUUUGAUUUCAGCUAUGUAGCACCAAACUUACAACCCGAUAAUUGGUCUGUCAUCAUGCCAGCACCACCAACCUCUAUGAAUCAAAAUGUUCGUAGUUCCGGUCUCGAGAUCUAUGAUUUCAAUAACAAUUGGUUGACCAAUGGUGAACUGCUCACUACCGACUACCAUUAUGUAUUCCGUGCACUCGUUCCAGCGAGUGUGAUGCCACAACAUGAUACCGGUCGACUUCGUGGUCGUUUCAUUAUCGAAGCGGAUCUCUAUCGUAUCGACAUGGUCGAGACUGACCAAUGGGAUAGCAGCGUCGAACCUCUCUCACCUGAGGAAUUCAACUUUUACACUAGACCUUCCAAGUCUUACACUCUAGACGAUCCAAUCUUUAAUGAUUUCAUCAAUAAGAAUAAUCUAUUCAUCCAAGCACCUCAAUCGAAUGGCGCCUCAAACGAACCAGCAGAAACACCGCUAUGUUUUGCCUAUCGUGUUAACCUUUUCAUCAAUGAGAACUUCAAGUAUAACUAUGAGGAAAUCGGAUGGAAACCAAUUGUCACUACCACUCAGAUUGGUAAGGGUGAUUGCGGAUGUCUGACAAUGUUGUACAACGCAAUAUUGAGACGUUCUGGCAUUCCAGCGAGAUCGGUCAUUGGACGUGGUGGUAACUUUUCGACACCAGAGGGAAUCGAAACGCACUGUAAGUCAGAGGUGUGGAUUGACAACAUCGGAUGGAUGCCAGUCGAUGUCACAUGGAAUCUACAUCUCAAGGAUUCACUAGUAACCAAGUACUUUGGUAAUGAUUGCGGUGAACUCAUUGUAUUCCACAUGGAUGAAAUUUGUAACAUCGAAACUGGUGUAUCAACAUUCAUUCAUGAGAGUGCACAUAUAAUGCAAAGCCCACUCUUCUAUGCAUCUGGAAGUGGUAAUUUCGAAGGUGUUAAGAAAAAUGAUCAAUGGACUGUUAAACCAAUCAAAUAA